This is a messenger RNA of Sinocyclocheilus grahami, 1665 nucleotides long. It is a transcript of the gene nmt1b, whose product is annotated as N-myristoyltransferase 1b. Lineage: Eukaryota; Metazoa; Chordata; Actinopteri; Cypriniformes; Cyprinidae. The record is from RefSeq and is a predicted model, not a curated record. The transcript is spliced from 13 exons. Gene Ontology annotation, biological process: N-terminal peptidyl-glycine N-myristoylation. The coding region runs from base 232 to 1605 and encodes 457 amino acids. Gene Ontology annotation, cellular component: cytoplasm. Gene Ontology annotation, molecular function: glycylpeptide N-tetradecanoyltransferase activity.
GGAAGAAGACUGGAUGAAGAUCGCACAGGCCAGCUUGAAGUGCUGCACUAAGAUAAGGGAUCACUGCAUGAGGGUGUGGAAGGCAACGGAUUGGUGGAUACUCAUGAUGGAGGCUGGGUGUCUCCCUCCUGCCCUCACUGCACAUUAAGAUAAGCUCCUACUCCUCAAACACCCAAAACUACAGAGCUGAAUGACCACAUUGUUGCUGCUCUAAUACCUGAAAACACUUUCAUGGCUGAGCAGAAAAAUCUUGAAAAGAGCUUAGAGGAAGACAGGGGAGAUGAAGGCAAGAAGACAAAGAAACACAAGGGCCAAACAUGGGCUAAAGAGGGGCCACUAGACCCUUUUGAAAUGCUGGACUCUCUUUCUGAGGAGAAGCAACAAGAGAUUCAGAAAGCCCUACACCUGUUUUCUUUUGGUCAUGGGCCUCCAAAGAACCUACAAGAGGCUCGGAGACACACAUACCGCUUUUGGGAUACUCAGCCAGUCCCUAAAAUAGAUGAGAAAGUGACAUCACACGGACCAGUAGAGUCAGAGAGGCCCAGUGUUCGAGAAGAGCCAUUCUCACUGCCACAGGAAUUCAUUUGGGACACACUCAAUCUCGACAACCAAGAGCAGCUGAGAGAACUGUGUGACUUGCUGAAUGAAAACUACACAGAGGAGGAUGACAACACAUUUCGUCUGCACUACUCUCCACAGUUCUUGCUCUGGGCUCUGUGCCCCCCUGGAUGGCAAUCACAGUGGCAUUGUGGAGUUCGAGUUAAGUCCAGUCAAAAACUAGUGGGAUUCAUAAGUGCCAUUCCUGCUACUAUUGAAGUAUUAGACACAGAGUUAAAGAUGGUGGAGGUGAACUUCCUGUGUGUACACAAAAAACUUCGCUCAAAAAGAGUGGCACCAGUUCUAAUUAGGGAGCUCACCAGACGGGUGCAUCAGCAGGGUAUAUCUCAAGCAAUCUACAGCACCAGUGCGGUCCUACCAAAACCUGUUGCAAGCUGUAGGUAUUGGCACAGGUCACUGAACCCACGCAAGCUGAUUGAGCUGAAUUUCUCCUCUCUCACUCGUAACAUGACCUUGCAGCGUGCCAUCAAGCUAAAUCGGCUCCCUGAGACAACAAAAACCACAGGCCUUCGCCCCAUGACUGUGCAGGAUAUGCCAGUGGUUCAGGCUCUUCUGAGAGAACAUCUAAAGGCUUUUCAUCUCUCUCCUUCUCUGACCCUAGAGGAUGUUGAGCACUGGCUUCUGCCUCAAGAUGGUGUGAUUGACACAUAUGUUGUGGAGAGCAUGGCCAAGACCAUAACUGACAUGGUGAGUUUCUACACACUUCCCUCAUCAGCUCUGAACCACCCUGUGCAUAAAGGCUUGAAGGCAGCCUGUGUUCUUUAUUGCAUCAGCAAGUCUACCCCGCUGCUGCAGCUAAUGGAGGACAUCCUUAUCAUCUGUAAAGCAAGAAGGUUUGAUGUGUUUUCUGCUCUGGAUGUAAUGGAUAAUAAAGCUUUUUUGGAGCCCCUUAAGUUCAGAAUGGGAGAUGUACACAAGCAGUAUUACCUUUACAAUUGGAGAUGCCCUGAGAUGGCCUCAGACAAGGUGGGUGUUGUGCUGAAGUAAAGGCAUUUUGCGCACAAAUGGACAAUGAAAAUACAUAAGCACUCAUAUAGCACACUUUUC